This is a messenger RNA of Cynocephalus volans (Philippine flying lemur), 9539 nucleotides long. It is a transcript of the gene AFF4, whose product is annotated as ALF transcription elongation factor 4. Lineage: Eukaryota; Metazoa; Chordata; Mammalia; Dermoptera; Cynocephalidae. The record is from RefSeq and is a predicted model, not a curated record. Gene Ontology annotation, cellular component: nucleus; super elongation complex. Bases 373 to 3885 code for a protein of 1170 amino acids. Gene Ontology annotation, biological process: regulation of gene expression. The transcript has 21 exons.
CUGCGUCAGCCCCAGUCCUGGCUGCGGGAGUCGAGCCGCCGUCUCCGCCGCCGCCAGCGGACGGGGCGGGGAUCCCGGUACCAGGUCCUCGUCAGCCCGCCCCCGCCGCCUCAGUCAGCCGUCCCGGGCUGGGCCCCACCGUCAUGGAGCGGGGCGGGACCUCCGCUUGUUCCUUGUGAAGUGCGCUGCCGCCGCCUUCGCUUUUCGAGGCCUCCGGAACCUCCGCCGCCGCCCCAAGCCCCUCGUCCUUGGCAGCCUGUCACCGCCCCUUGGGCGGGCUCGAAUGCGCGUCCGGUGAAGGUGCAGGCCCGGCGCCGCCGCUGCCGCAGCCGGGAGAUGGUUCGGGCCUAGCGGAGCCGAGACUGGAGCAACAUGAACCGUGAAGACCGGAAUGUGCUGCGUAUGAAAGAACGGGAAAGGCGGAAUCAGGAAAUUCAGCAGGGUGAAGACGCCUUCCCACCUAGCUCUCCUCUCUUUGCUGAGCCAUACAAAGUUACUAGCAAAGAAGAUAAGUUAUCAAGUCGUAUUCAAAGUAUGCUUGGAAACUACGAUGAAAUGAAGGAUUUCAUAGGAGACAGAUCUAUACCAAAGCUUGUUGCAAUUCCCAAGCCUACAGUACCGCCAACAGCAGAUGAAAAAUCUAACCCAAAUUUCUUUGAACAGAGACAUGGAGGUUCUCAUCAGAGUAGCAAAUGGACUCCAGUAGGACCUGCACCCAGCACUUCUCAGUCUCAGAAACGGUCCUCAGGCUUACAAAGUGGACAUAGUAGCCAGCGGACCAGUGCAGGUGGCAGUAGUGGCGCUAACAGUGGUGGCCAGAGGCACGACCGUGAUUCAUACAGCAGUAGUGGGGGUGGUAGCCGUAAAAAAAGCCAACAUGGAUCAGAACACUCCAAAUCACGUUCUUCCAGCCCUGGAAAACCCCAGGCUGUUUCUUCAUUGAGCUCCAGUCAUUCCAGGUCUCAUGGGAAUGAUCACCAUGGCAAGGAACAUCAGCGUUCCAAAUCACCUCGGGACCCUGAUGCAAACUGGGAUUCUCCUUCCCGUGUACCUUUUUCAAGUGGGCAGCACUCAAAUCAGUCUUUCCCACCAUCGUUGAUGUCAAAAUCCAGUUCAAUGUUACAGAAACCCACUGCCUAUGUACGGCCCAUGGAUGGACAGGAGUCCAUGGAACCAAAGCUGUCCUCUGAGCACUACAGCAGCCAAUCCCAUGGCAACAGCAUGACUGAGUUGAAGCCCAGCAGCAAAGCACAUCUCACCAAGCUGAAAAUACCUUCCCAACCGCUGGAUGCAUCAGCUUCUGGUGAUGUGAGCUGUGUGGAUGAAAUUCUUAAAGAGAUGACGCAUUCAUGGCCUCCCCCUCUAACGGCUAUUCAUACUCCAUGCAAAACAGAACCUUCCAAAUUUCCUUUUCCAACGAAGGAAUCUCAGCAGUCCAAUUUUGGUCCUGGAGAACAAAAAAGAUACAAUCCUUCUUCUAAGACUUCAAAUGGGCACCAGUCUAAAUCUACAUUAAAAGAUGACUUAAAACUAAGCAGCAGUGAAGACAGUGAUGGGGAACAGGAUUGUGAUAAGACAAUGCCAAGGAGUACACCAGGAAGUAACUCUGAACCUUCACACCAUAAUAGUGAAGGAGCAGAUAACUCCAGGGAUGAUUCUAGCAGCCACAGUGGAUCUGAAAGCAGCUCUGGAUCUGACUCGGAGAGUGAAAGUAGUUCCAGUGACAGUGAGGCCAAUGAGCCAUCCCAGAGUGCAUCUCCCGAGCCUGAACCACCACCAACAAACAAAUGGCAGCUUGAUAAUUGGUUGAAUAAAGUGAACCCACAUAAAGUGUCACCAGCUUCUUCUGUGGACAGUAACAUCCCAUCAUCUCAAGGCUACAAAAAAGAAGGCCGAGAGCAGGGCACUGGGAAUAGCUACACUGAUCCCGGCGGACCUAAAGAAACAAAUUCCACUACUCCUGGACGAGACUCCAAAACCAUCCAAAAGGGAUCAGAAAGUGGGCGCGGGCGGCAGAAGUCUCCCGCACAGAGUGACAGCACAACACAGAGGAGAACUGUAGGCAAAAAACAACCCAAAAAGUCUGAGAAGGCAGCUGCUGAAGAGCCUCGUGGAGGCCUGAAGAUAGAAAGUGAAACCCCUGUAGACAUGGCUACCAGCAUGCCCUCCAGCAGACACAAAGCAGCCACCAAAGGCUCAAGGAAACCCAAUAUAAAGAAAGAGUCUAAAUCUUCCCCUCGACCUACAGCAGAGAAAAAGAAAUACAAGUCAGCGAGUAAAUCUUCCCAGAAAUCACGGGAGAUCAUAGAAACAGAUACUUCAUCCUCAGAUUCGGAUGAAAGUGAGAGCCUUCCUCCUUCGUCACAAACUCCUAAGUACCCUGAGAACAAUAGGACUCCCGUUAAACCCUCCUCGGUGGAGGAAGAAGAUAGCUUCUUUCGGCAACGCAUGUUCUCUCCUAUGGAAGAGAAGGAACUUCUUUCACCCCUCAGUGAGCCUGAUGACAGGUAUCCACUUAUUGUGAAGAUUGACCUGAAUCUCUUGACUAGAAUACCAGGAAAGCCUUACAAAGAAGCAGAACCACCCAAGGGGGAAAAGAAAAAUGUGCCAGAAAAGCACACGAGAGAAGCUCAGAAACAAGCCUCAGAAAAAGUUUCCAACAAAGGCAAGAGGAAACAUAAGAAUGAAGAUGAUAAUCGAGCCGAGAGCAAGAAACCCAAAACAGAGGACAAGAAUUCAUCAGGCCACAAGCUAUCCAGCAACAGAGAGUCAUCUAAGCAGAGUGCUGCAAAAGAAAAGGAUUUGUUGCCUUCUCCUGCUGGGCCUGUUCCUUCAAAAGAUCCAAAAACAGAACAUGGCUCUCGGAAGAGGACUAUUAGUCAGUCUUCUUCAUUAAAGUCAAGCAAUAACAGCAACAAGGAGAAUAGUAGCAGCAGCAAGGAGAAUACUGGCAGCAGCAAAAACAGUUCCUCCACAGCCAAGCAGAAGAAGACGGAAGGGAAGACUUCCAGUUGCUCCAAGGAGGUUAAGGAAAAGGCUCCAAAUAGCUCCUCUAGCUGUCCUCCAUCUACACCAACUCCUGAUGCUUCUAAGCCUCGGAGAACAAAGCUUGCCUUUGAUGACAGAAAUUAUUCAGCAGACCAUUAUUUACAGGAAGCAAAAAAACUAAAGCACAAUGCAGAUGCGUUGUCUGAUAGGUUUGAGAAAGCAGUAUAUUAUCUUGAUGCUGUGGUAUCUUUCAUUGAAUGUGGGAAUGCAUUAGAGAAAAAUGCUCAGGAAUCCAAAUCCCCAUUCCCUAUGUAUUCAGAGACGGUGGAGCUCAUCAAAUAUACUAUGAAGCUAAAGAAUUACUUGGCACCAGAUGCCACAGCUGCAGAUAAAAGACUCACAGUGCUCUGCCUGCGAUGCCAGUCUUUGCUGUACCUGAGGCUAUUCAAACUGAAGAAGGAGAAUGCUCUGAAGUACUCAAAGACGCUGACAGAGCACCUGAAGAACUCUUAUAAUAAUUCUCAAGCACCAUCACCUGGUUUGGGAAGCAAAGCUGUUGGGAUGCCUUCCCCUGUUUCUCCAAAGCUGUCGCCAGGCAAUUCGGGAAAUUAUUCUUCUGGGGCAAGUAGUGCUUCAGCAAGUGGUUCUUCAGUGACAAUUCCACAGAAGAUCCACCAGAUGGCAGCCAGCUAUGUUCAGGUUACAUCCAACUUCCUCUAUGCCACUGAAAUUUGGGACCACGCUGAACAGCUUUCCAAAGAGCAAAAAGAAUUCUUCGCUGAACUGGAUAAAGUAAUGGGCCCUCUCAUCUUUAAUGCAAGCAUCAUGACAGAUCUAGUUCGUUAUACCCGGCAGGGACUGCACUGGCUUCGCCAGGAUGCCAAGUUGAUAUCUUGAACUGAACACAUUCUCGUUGCCUCUGAUUUUUUCCACAACACUGUGUCACAUCACAAAGGAAAACUGCCAUAACACAUCACCUAGAAGACACUAAGAAUGAGGAACGGUUUUUCUCCUUUGUUCACGUGUUGUUGUUUUUUAUAACCCAAAGCCUUCAUGUCAAUUGACCCCUUCAAUAUUCCCAACGUGAAAAAUUAUUUAAAUGCUUUUAGAUCUGCAGCACAUUGAUAAGAUGGUGUCAGUGAUGUGUCGUAAGAUUGAAAUUCCAGCUGCAAUUUUUAACUAAUCAAUUGUAUUUCUACUUAUUUUAAUUUUUUUAAGUUCCCAGAUUGGGCUAGUUUAAAAUUUAGUUAUUUCUGCCUACAAAUUUACUCUGUUGAAUAUUUAACAUAAAUUUGAUGUAGGUAUAUGUAUUUAUAUACUUUGGGAGCUUUGUUACCUAUGAUGUCUUUUUUGUGGUAGCUCUUCUAAGAGUAAGAAUUGGUUCAUCUAAAAUAUGGACAUAUUCUUUCUACACCUACUACCUGAUAUUUCACAUCUUAACUACAAUUUUAUUAUUGUAGAAUUUAUGAUUAGUAUUAAGGAUAUUCUUCUACACAUGAAAAACUACUUAAAGUAUGAGAAGAUGGCAUUCUACGUGGAUGUAAAAUAUUUCGAAAUAUGUCUAAUUUGGUAUGCAUUAUUUCAAAAACUGUGAAUGUGUUAAUAACACUAUAGCAAUCACAAGGUGACUAUAACUUGCAUUUAAUGCAUUAUGAAAGAAGGCAGGCAAACUUUAUAGGAGAGGCAUAUCUUGUUGAAGGGUUUCAUAGACAAUCUUGAACUUUAUGGAUUUUAUUAAAACCAUGUGUUCCUUUUUGUUGGUAAUCAUCUGACACUUGAUUGAAACAAAAUAAGUUACUGUUGUAAAAAGGAUGAUACAAUUCCUGAGAGUUGCUGCCUAUGUUUCUUUAGUUAACAGUGUCCGAAGGUUAAAAUCUCUUCUCAGAUUUUUUUUACUCAUACUAGAUUAUGAUGCUCUAAUACGAGCAUGCAGUGACUGAUGUAGAAAUGGGCUGGAGCUUUGGAGUGUGUGCUUUUGCUAUACAACUGACAGUUCUAAUGCCUGAUGUAGAGAUGGUGAAUUUCUCCUUUUUAAACUUAUCUUGUAUUUACUCCCUUUGUAUUAUGAAGGCCCUCAUCAAUGAUGUAUGUUUCUGAUGGGAUCAGGAAAUUGACACUAGAAAAGUACCUAACUUGGUUCAAUGUGAGCUCUCUUGGGAAGGGGAGGAGAGCCAGGGUAGAGCUUAAGAAGCCAGCUCUGUAAGAGUUGUAUAUCAAAGUACCUUUCCCUACAAGGUGCAUAUAGGAGUCAAAGGUGAGAAAUGUACCCUCUAUACUUUGUUUUUAGUGCCCCUAUCAUGUCUGGUGUGCCUUAAAUCUUACCUUUAAAUGAAGACUCUGGAUUGUUUACAGAUGAAGUUUUACACUAGGACCGAUCGUCCAUUCAUGGUGGGUCUUCUACAGUAAUAAUGUCAAAUUCUCUUUUCUUUUAAAUCGUCCUUUAGGGUAACAUAAAGAUUAAUUCUUUCAGAAAAGCUAAUGCUUUGGUACAUAACUUAAUUUAACCAAUUGGGUAAUGCUGCUUCGAAAAAUAGUUUAUCCUUUUCCCCAUUCCAGAAGUGAAUCCAUUCAAUCAGAAAAAAAGAUUGCCCUACUUUUUGUAAAUGAUUGCUAAACUUGAAAUGGGAAAGGGGAAAGAAGAGAUAGAAAAUCUCCAAGUCCAAUGGUGCAGUGAAUCCUCUGUGUUUGAGUCUCUUUUACAAUUAUUUCUGAAGCUAGUGAACUUUCAUUGUCCUAUGGCUUCAUAUUUAUAAAGCUUCUUAACUGUUUUGUACCUUGUUUUCACGUGUCACUGAAAUUUAAGAUCUACAAAUUGUGUUGAAUUUAAUUUUUUCCCUUGGAGAAAUUGCUUCUGAUAUCUUUCUAACUUAAUCUUAGUGUGUUCUAGGAACAGUUUUCCUUAAAAGGACAGCUUCUCAGUGAUCAUUAUACUUAUUUAGUAAGAAAUUGUUAAUCAAGUACAUGUGUGUCCUGUCCUUCUCUGAUUUCUCUGACUCCGAUUCCUUAAUUUGCAGUGAUGUCUUAGAAAUGGAAAAGUAUCCUCUGGGUUUUUAAACUUUCAGCAACAACAGCCAGUGGGGCACCUCUAAGUUUGAGAGUGUUGUAGUCUCUUGUGUGUCCAGAAAGGCAGCAGGAGUGUUUCUGGGGUCACACAGAUAUUUUGUUAAAGCAGAGUUUCCUGCAUGCUUUAUGGUGCUGCUCUGAGAUAUUUUCUCUUUAAAACUGUUAAUUCUUGGAAAAUGAAUUUUUCAAGCUUUUCAUUGUGGAGGGUUUUUUCCACAAGGUGGUAAUGGGCAAUGGAUCAAAAUCCUAUCCUAAAUAACUGAAUUUUCAAUGUCAUAGAGUGUGGAAAUACCACUCCCUCUCUUGUGUCUGCCUUCUCAGAUGUUCUGUCUGUGUCAUCAUCUGCUCCAGCACAUAUUUAGGACUCCUUCACUUGGUGACCAUUCCUCCCUCCUCAGUAGGUGUCCUCAGUGUUUCUAACCAUUUAAAACUGAAUUUGACAAAUGGCUAAAAACUUACUUAGUUUGAAACUUGUAUUUAAUAUAUAAUUAAUUAUAGAAAUAGAAACUAUUUUAACAGUUAUUCUGUUGACUGCUCUUUACAACCAAACUCGUAUGCCAGGAGGCAGCAGCCUACACCACUGAACUCCUUACGGCAACCAACAAACCAAUUGUAGUGGAUGAAGUUAUCACAGUAGUGUUGUUUGGGCUUGGCUGCACUGGGCUGGGGAGAGCACUCCCCUCCAGAUGAUUCAGCCUUCCACAGCCCAGCCUAGGCUCCAGUCUGGCUGGAGAGCAUCUGCUUCCUUGCCUUGGUGCCACCGUUUUCUGGGCAAGUAGCCAGGAAAUGACUUUAUAAGCAGUGAGUACUUCAGAUAAAUUUAUAGCUAUAGCUGCUAUAGUGUGGAGAAGGUUGAUCACCACUGAUUUAAUUCUCCAAUGUAAAAGCAAUUAGAGUAAUAUAUGCACGUGCCCAUAAAUACCUGUGUUUCUGGGGAGCUCCUGCACUGGUGGAUCCAUAGGCAUCUGGGCUGCACUUUGAGUGGCACACUUGUGGCUUUAUUAGAUUCACUGUUUUUUGUUUUUUGUUUCAUUUUUUAAAUUCAUUUCUUUUCCUUAAAGGUUUAAUCAGCUAGAUCAGACAGCAUCAUCUUGUAUUUAAUGACAGAAACUUUGGUACAUUAAAUUCUAAUGAAUGAGCUUGCAUUGUGAAGAACCUACAAAAGGCAUUUGUUGUAAAUGAAAGUUCUGGCUCUGGAGGCCAGUAUUCUGUGGAGUUUCAGAGCAGCCAGUGAUCGUUCCAAUCAGCAAUGCCUAGUUGUAUAGAGGAGGAGGAGCACACUGUGCACUCUUCCAGGUGUGAGGGUAUGCAACUUUGGAUCUUAAAAUUAUGUACACAUACACACCUUAUAUAUAUAUGUAUGUAUGUAUGAAAACAUGAAAUUAGUUUGUCAAAAAAUGUGUGUGUUUAGUAUUUUAGCUUAGUGUAACUAUUUCCACAUUAUUUAUUAAAUUGAUCUAAGACACUUUCUUGUUGACACCUUGAAUAUUAAUGUUCAAGAGUGCAAUGUGUAUUCCUUUAGAUUGUUAAAGCUUAAUUACUAUGAUUUGUAGUAAAUUAACUUUUAAAAUAUAUUUGAGCCUUUCUGUAGUGUAAUAGGGCUCUUGCAGGGUGGGAAGGAUUUUAAUUUUCCAGUUGCUAAUUGAACAAAAUGGCCUCAUUAUGUGUUUUGGUUUAUAGGAGUUUGUGUCUGGGUCCCAGAAACAUCUACUGGGGACACCUGUUGUAGGCAGAUUGUGAUGAUGUUUAGAGAAAAAAAAAAACCUAAGUAACUGGGGGAGCCGGAGUAUUUCUAACCCAUAUAGACUUCUAUAACUCAUAUUCCCUAAUUACAUGGAACAUGGAUUUCAUUUCAACUUCAUGCAUCAAUGUGUUGGAGAGGCAGAUUUUUCCAAUAAUAAUAUUGCACCUCUAAGGUUGCUAUUCAGUAAAAUCAAUAGAUCAUUUUUGAAUGGCUUGGAAUAGGUAGUGAAAAGAGGCCAAAUUAGUGAUGUUUGUGAGCAUAUCUUUCACAUACUCACUAAUGGAGAAAUUCCAUCUAGACCACUAGACCCUAAAACCAAGCUAGCAAGUGAUAGGAAGUAAAUUAUUAAUAGUUGAUAAAGUGGAUGCUAGUCUUACUGAGGUUCUAGUCACAUGAACACUAUGGUUAAUUAAAAAGAACUUGCUGUGUCCAGAAAAGAGAAUGGAAAUAAUAGCUAAGUCUCUUCUUUUAAUGGAAUUUGGUCACAGAAUAUGGUAUUUGGGUUAAGUCAACUAAGUCAUAUAUAUAUUUAAGCAUCUUAAAAUGGCAGCCUAGGUGGUCUUCAGGUAAAGAAGUUGACCUUCAGGAAUGUCAGCAUUGACCUCUCCUUGCUACCACUGCUCAGCUAAAUAUAAACUGCCGUUCUUAAAACAAAAACAAAUGAAGCUCUCUAAAAUGAGCACAGAAAAGCUCCCACCCUGAAACUCCAGUAACAUUCAGUCUUGACCUCUUACUGCUUCCAUGUGAGGUUUCUUUUCGGCUUUUAACCAUUGGGAUUUUAUACCUAGAAAAUAUCUAUUUGGAAAUGCUGCCUUUCAAAACAAUGCCAUGAUUAUCCAGACUGUUGAGUUUGUUGUUGCUGUACAAAAAGUGUCCCCAUUUUACAACUUUGUGCGCACACCUGUCAUAUCAUUGACAUGAGCAUCAGCAGUACUGGGAUUGGGGGAAUGGGAGCUCACCAACAGAGCUGGCCCAAUUGGCAGUGCCUGAAAAGGCACCUUCUUCAGGGCCGGAUGUGGGGUUGGUAAGCACAGUUGUGAAAAUUUCUAUCUAGCCUCCGUUUUGAAUGGUUUUAAGAAAUUUUGUAUAUGGAGGAUGGAAAUGCUUAUAUAUUUAUUGAAAAUCCUUUUAUCUUAUUUGAAAUUAAAGUUAUUUGGUAAAUAAUGGUUUGAUAUUUGGGGAGGGUUUUGGAGGGGAGGUAACGCCACUGAUAAACUUAACAUGCCUGUUGAUUCUGCAGAAAGGUACUGUCAGUGACUGAUAGGAUGCCUUCGUUUUGUACAUGAUCCAAAUCUUUGUUUUACAUUUCUUUUAUCCAGAAUAUUUAGGCAUCUGACAUUUUCAACCAAAAUUUUGAUUAUAUACUGUGAUUUUGAUUUGUUGCAAUACAUUAAAAUUUCAGAGGUACUUUGGGGCUCAAAAGCUAGGAUUUCUAAGUCAGUAUGUGCAUUUCACAUAAUAAAGCUGUUAAUGGUGAGCAAAGUAUUAUAUACUAACUAGAUUUUUCCACAUCUGUAUAGUAUAUUAUAUGUAUUUUGUGGUAUUGAGAUUAUAGAAAGUUUAGAGUGUCAAACAUGCGUUUAAUGUGUAUUUUUAAACAAAUUUAUGGCAAUUAAAAUAUUUGGAGACAAGGGUAUCACAUUUCAAUUUGUAAAGAUCUUUUUAACUCUACUGUGUCAUUAAGAUGCUUUGUAUAAUGCCAAACCAUAGCUGGAGAAACUAAGUUUAAUAAAUAUCAAAUAGA